AUGGACGCGUCCAUGGACAUUGAUAUGGAUCUGGACCUCGGUCCUCUCCCAGAAUCUGAAGUCAUUGAAACGGAACAAACCCUCCACACUUUCACAACCACAACAGACGGCUCGGUCAUCGAUCCACAAACAGCAGAGGCCCAAUACGAAAAAGUCCACAUUCGCGGUGUCGACGAGUUAGCAACGGACAAUAUCAAAGAAUUCGUAAUUUCGCACUUUCCCCUCGAGCAACCCUCUCGAAUCGAGUGGAUAGAUGAUACCUCAGCGAACAUUGUCUACUCGACACCCGAGAUCGGACUACAGGCCCUGGCGGCGCUUACACACGAUGGCGAGCUGGAAACAAAUGGCGACGGGGCGACGCCGACCGCGGCUGGGGAGAUUCCAGCCCUUCGACUCCGGUCGGCCAAGGUGCUUGCUUCGCACCCGGACUCCGUACUGCAGGUGCGGUCGGCUGUAAAGACCGACAAAAAGAAGCCGCGCGCCCACGAGGCGAGCCGAUUUUACAUGAUGCAUCCCGAGCAUGAUCCUCGGGAGCGGGUGCGGAACGAGUUCGCGUCGGACAGGCGGCGAAGCAGCCGCUCGGGGGAAAGUGAUGGGGAUUAUCGGCGCAGAAGAUUCGACGAUCGAGAACUGCGCCGGCGCCGCGACCGCGACCAUGAAGACAAUAAUAGAUUCUCGGCCAACAUGUAUGAUGACUCGGGGCCAGCAAGUGCUGCUGACCAGUCGGACGGGGAUCGUGGGCGGAGAAGAGGGAGAAGUGGGCGCCGCGAGCGCCAGCCGGACCUGUUCUCCAAAGAUUCCAGCGCAUCAGGGCGGUUGCGCAACCGUAGCGGGUCGCCCGGUCGCGAUACACUGAUGCAAGAAGGCGGAUAUAUCGACGAAAAGCAAGAGUCGCGACGACGAUUCCGCGAGCGCACGCCGCAGCCGGCCCGGCGCAAUCAAGGUCGCGAGCUCUUUGCUUCGGACAGUGACUCGCGCGAACUCUUCCCGAACAAGACCGCAGACACCUAUCUCAAGAAAGAGCUGUUCCCUGGCAAAGUCAGCAACCACCGCCGGUCCGACGCUAUCGACGCCGCCGACGAAACGGCCGACCUCUUCGCCCGGCGUAUUUCUAUCCCGCUUGUCGACGGCGCACACGACACUGACUCCGGACGUAACCGCAAUGUCGAGCUCUUCCCCGGUUCCAAGUCUUCUGGCGUCAACAUCCGCGGCUCAGCCCGCAAUGAAGAUCAGGGUUAUGCGAUCCGCGGCGCCGCGGACAACGGAAUCUCCAUCAAGGGACGGGGUGGCGCAGCUGUUCGCGAGCUGUUCCCGUCAAAAUUCAACUCAAAUGCUGGCAAGGAGCUGUUUACCGAUAAGCUCGAGGGGAGGGGCGGACCGCGCAGGAGGGCGGAGGAUAUGUUCACUUGA
This is a messenger RNA of Aspergillus calidoustus, 1410 nucleotides long. The record is from the annotation of a GenBank genome assembly. Lineage: Eukaryota; Fungi; Ascomycota; Eurotiomycetes; Eurotiales; Aspergillaceae.